This is a messenger RNA of Dendronephthya gigantea, 1471 nucleotides long. RefSeq names its product caspase-7-like. Gene Ontology annotation, molecular function: cysteine-type endopeptidase activity. The transcript is spliced from 5 exons. The record is from RefSeq and is a predicted model, not a curated record. NCBI's taxonomy places the organism in Eukaryota, Metazoa, Cnidaria, Anthozoa, Malacalcyonacea, Nephtheidae. The coding region runs from base 39 to 1097 and encodes 352 amino acids. Gene Ontology annotation, biological process: proteolysis.
GUCGAGAGCUCUAGAGACAUCUCAUUUACAGCAGAAAAAUGAGUUAUGGAAAAGUAGCAGACAAAUAUCACCAAGUAACACAAGGAUGUUCAUGCCAAAACACUUGCCAGAAAGGAAGUGGUCAAAAAAGAAGAGGUUGUCCAUGUAAGGACGCCGGGUUGUGCUGUGACAAGCAUUGCACGUGUGGAACAAAGUUCGUUUGCAAAAAUAGGGAAACCGAGAUAGCAGCGAACUUCUCAGGCUCGUUAAAUCUUGAUGAUAAUAAUGACACCGACUCAAUCUGUGGUUUCAAAGGGAAUACACCAACACCAGAUAAUCGUCCUUCCAAAAAAGGCGAAUGCAAUAAGGUUCAUGACAAAUGUAAAAGAACACGCAAGAUCACGACGACUCAAACAUGCCAACUUCACCAGAUCAAGAAGGGUUAUGCAUUAGUAAUACACAAUAUUGAAUUCAUAGACUGCGAUUUGGAAAAUCGAGAAGGAUCACGUCACGAUUUACAAGCAAUCGAAAUAUUUUGCAAGGAAGCCGGUCUGACUAUGGACGUUCAAGAAAACCUUGAAGUGAAACAAAUCCGCGCGCAUUGUCGCAAACUCAACAAAAAAAAUACAUUAAAGAGCUAUGAUGGUUUUGUUUGUUUUAUACUCAGCCAUGGAAACAGCUAUGGUAUUUGCGGAAAACGCGGUGAAAUAAUAGGUGUACAUGAGAUCGUCGGUUAUUUCAAGGAAAAUAAAGAUCUUCUGGAAAAACCGAAAUUAUUUUUCAUCCAAGCAUGCCGAGGUGAUGACAUUGAAGAUGAUGGAAAUGAGGAUAAUCCAAGUGUGAGGUUAUGUCCACCAGACACAUCCGACAUUCUUAUUGCUCACUCAACCAUGGAAGGUGAGAAAUCAUAUAAGCACUCCGCCAAGGGAUCUUGGUUUAUACAAACUCUUAUGAAAAGUUUAGACGCGUACGUAAAGACCCAUCAUUUGUUGGAAAUCAUGACUACAGUAAACGACGUUAUAGCUGGAAGCGACUUCAUGGGAGAAAGACAGAUGCCAGUUCAAGUCUCUACUUUGACAAAAUUUGUUUGUUUUAAUCAAUACGCCAAGCCAUUCUGAAGAUUAGCUGGCUACCAAACACUGCGAAUGAUCUUUUCAAGCACGAUACACUAUAUGCUAAGCCAUCCUGAAGAUUAGCUAGUUACCAAACACUAUCCUGAAAAUCAGCUAGUUAUUAGACACAACCACUGGACACAACGAACAAUUGUUUCCAGCACGAUACAAUGUAAAUCAUAUUGCGUAACUUUACUUGUAUAUUUUUAGAAAAAAUCGAACCAACUUUUAUUUUUAACCUGUAUUUCUAAUAGUCUUCCUGGAUAUAUAUGAUUCCAUCUCUUGUUAAUAUUCUACUUCGAAAUAUGUUGUUGUAGUUUAUUUAUGUAAUCGCCAAUCUCACGAGAAUCUUCAUAAUGUGAAUAGUGUAUCAAACUUAU